Medioppia subpectinata is the source of this 2136-nucleotide messenger RNA. The record is from the annotation of a GenBank genome assembly. NCBI's taxonomy places the organism in Eukaryota, Metazoa, Arthropoda, Arachnida, Sarcoptiformes, Oppiidae.
AUGGAGUCUUUGCUUCGAUUGACUUUUUGUGAAAGUUUUAUUCAAAGAACGGGUCAAGUGGUGGCCAUUUGUGAGGCCAUCCAUUCGCGUAUCGCUGGCGGACGUCUCGCUCAUAUGAAAGAACGCAAUCAGAAUUGGGCGCUAUUUAUCCCAAACGACUCGCGUAUGCCUCGACUGCGGAUCCCAAUGAAUACCUGUCCCCCGGAUUUUUUUCAUCACUCGCAACACUACAGUCAAAGCCUAUUUGUGGCACAAUUGCACGAAUGGAAGACAACCGAUCACUUCCCCAGUGGUGUACUUCUCAAGCAUUUGGGAAAUUCUGGAGAUAUUGAGGCCGAAAGUGAAAUGAUUUUGACUGAAAAUCAGAUAGAAUUCGACGAGUUUCCAAAUGAGGCACUCUUUGGGUUACCAAACAUUGUUGACGACGAGUGGAACGAUUCCGGAAAUCAAUGGCAUAUUCCUGAGAGAGAAUUGCAAUACAGACGCGAUUUCCGUAAUGAGUGUGUCUUCACAAUCGAUCCGUCGACAGCCCGUGACUUAGACGACGCCCUUUCCGUCAAACGGCUAAAUGACGGCAACUUAGAGAUCGGUGUCCACAUCGCAGACGUCUCUUAUUUUGUCAAAGAAGGCAUGCCUUUGGAUGAGAUCGCGAGAAGAAGAACCACUUCUGUAUAUUUAGUCCAAAAAGUGAUACCAAUGUUACCGCGAAUUCUUUGCGAACGAUUGUGUUCUUUGAAUUCGGGAGAAGAAAAGCUCACUUUUUCUGUCGUUUGGAUUAUUGAUAAAAGUGGCGAUAUUUUAGAGGAAUGGUUCGGACGAACAAUUAUUAAGUCAUGUAUUAAAUUGAGUUAUGAAUUGGCUCAAGACAUGCUGGACCAGCCCAACAGGCAGUGGCAACCCUACGAAUUGCCCACAAUUCACGGCCGAUGGUCUGCGCAACAAAUAUCCGAAAGCGUUAACCUUUUGAACGAAAUUGCAGUGAAAUUACGGAAACAUCGUUUCGAAAGCGGAGCCCUAAAGAUCGAUAAACUGAAGUUACACUUCAUUUUGGACAAGGAAUCGGGCCUUCCGUCCGGUUUCACUCCUUAUGUUUAUAAAGAUUCCAAUCGAUUGAUCGAAGAGUUCAUGUUAUUGGCGAAUAUGGCGGUCGCGCACCGCAUAUACAAGAAGUUCGAUGAGAAAGCAUUCCUCCGAUGCCAUCCCCAGCCAUCAGAGAAUGGGAUCAAAGACUUUAACUACUUUUGCAAAUGCAAUGGCUUUCAAGUGGACACUUCCACUUCGCUCACUCUUCAGCGCACAUUAGAAGCGAUUGUUAACAACGAUGAGAACAUAUCGAGAGUUGUGGCCAACUUUCUAUUGAAGGCUAUGCAAAUGGCCACCUAUUGCUGUCCCGGAAUGCAAUCCAGUGGCCAGACGUUACACCACUACGCCCUCAAUGUCCCACUUUAUACACACUUCACAUCUCCGAUCAGACGAUAUGCCGAUGUUAUUGUUCAUCGACUCCUAUCGGCAUCGCUUUCCUAUACACCAGAAAUUAGUGAUUCGAUGAAAGAUUUGCACCGUUUGGCCAAAACAUGUAAUGACAAGAAGUUGAGCGCCCGAUUGGCCAGUGAAUCGAGUUCUCGACUCUUUCUCAACAUAUAUGUCAAACAUAUCGGCAAAAUGGAAACCAAAGGAAUUGUAGUCCAAGUGUUUGACCAUUCAUUUGACGUUAUGGUCAUCAAUUGUGGCACUAUUUGUAGGGUAUAUUUGAAUCAAUUGCCACUUAAAAAGUUCACUUUUGAGACAACACAUGGUAAAAAUCAGCUCAUUUUGGAGUGGACUGACAGCACGCGUAGUCCAUUGACAAUAACUGCGUGUCUUAUGGUUGGCAUACAGGUGUCCAUCAAUGAGGAUGACAUCACUAAACUAAACGCUGUUCUCCGGCACCCGAAUUGAAAUAUCGUACAAAAACUCAGUCUUUCAGCGAUAUAUUGAAAAAUCAAUAUUUGAUUUAUUACUCAAUCUAUUUAUAAUGAAUUUAUAUUUAAUAUAUUAUGCAUUCAUUUUAAAUAUAAUUAAUUUAAUUGUAUAUUUUAAGUCAGAUUUGUUUUUUCCCAUGAAUUUGUUUUGAAAAUAAAUAUAUUUUCGUAUCAA